GAAGCUCGAAUGCAUUCGACUCUUGCCACGUGCACCCGGCCGGCCAAUAGGCACUGGUCACGUGAUUCGCCCGGAGGCGUCUUUCCUUUUCGCGUGAGCCAUCGAGGUUAAGGCCGGGAGCAAUGGAGGAAUAUGCCCGGGAACCUUGCCCCUGGCGGAUUGUGGAUGACUGUGGUGGUGCAUUUACUAUGGGAAUAAUUGGUGGGGGUGUCUUUCAAGCAGUCAAAGGCUUUCGCAAUGCUCCAGUGGGUGUCAGGCAUCGAUUCAGAGGCAGCAUCAAUGCUAUCAGAGUCAGAGCACCACAGAUUGGAGGGAGUUUUGCAGUGUGGGGUGGGCUUUUUUCUACCAUUGACUGUGGUCUAGUGAAGAUGCGAGGUAAAGAAGAUCCUUGGAAUUCCAUUACCAGUGGGGCACUCACUGGGGCUGUGUUAGCAUCACGCAGUGGGCCAUUGGCCAUGGUGGGCUCUGCUAUGAUGGGAGGCAUCUUGCUUGCCCUGAUAGAAGGUGUGGGGAUUUUGUUGACAAGAUACACAGCCCAGCAGUUCCAAAACCCUAAUCCCUUUGGAGAAGAUCCUAGUCAACUGCCUCCCAAAGAUGGUUCACCGCCUACAGGAUUUACAGGCUAUGGACAUUAUCAGUGAGCCAGUGUGGGGCCUGGAUCACUUCUAUUUUUAGAAUCGGGCAAGAUUUUUUCCCCUUGAAAAUAAGACAUUCACCCAAGAGUGCAAGCAAAGCAUGGAGGGGAUUUGGUUCUUAGAGUUAACUUUUAGGUUUGGCGGAGGGGAGGGGCAAGGAAAACAUGGUUGGGGGUUUGAGCUGUAUAAUAUCUACCUCUGUGAGGGAUUAAGAAGCUUGCAGUGAUGCAGUGAGGUGCCCCAGGAUUAAUUCCAUACGAUGACGGAACCAACGCUUAUCAGGAGAACUUGGAAUCCUAGGAUGAUAUUUGCCUGAAGAACUGGGGUGUGCAAUUACAAUUAAUUGACUAUGGCAAAUUUUAAAGGGCUGUUUUCCUGACUUUCUGACGGAAGGACUCCUCCAAUUUUCUCUGUUUGAUGGGAACGCCUCUUAAGUUACCUUUUAAAAACCUGUAAACCAAGAAAUGUGUUUUCCCAGACCUUGGAUGAAAGAGUUAUUGUAGCAAGGGGAAACUGCCACUCUAGCAGUGAUGAUAUUCUGUGAUAAGUUUCUUCAUUGUAGGUCAGAUCCCCGUGUGCUGUUGAGCCAGAAUAAGAGAUGCUGCUACAUUGAAUCCUCACCCCUUUCUUUCAUUUAAUAGUACUGUUGUUGCUGGUUGCUUAGGUUUAAAAAAAAAAGACAACGAAGAGGGAAUGACGAUGGAUCAAAACAGGGUUUGUGGCCUUGACUCACCUUAAAAGGCUGGGUAGAUCUCCCUUGGAAUUAAGUUUUAUUCCAAUAAAAUGUUGUGUCAGUUCCAUCUUCAGAAGAACUAACCAGGACAGACUGGCAGAACAGAGAGUGUGCUUCAGUCUCUUAGUUGCCUAAAAAGCCAUCUAGGAUAUUGAAAUAGUGCUCUGGUUAUAGAUACCAAACAAUCCAAAGCCCUUUGGGGAUCUAAAUUGACAUUGCUCCUCCUGCCCCUGCCAAGCCACCUCUAACCUGGCAAUAUAAUUUUAGUUCCAGUUUUAUGCGCUUGGCCUUUGUGGGCUAAGAACUUCAAUUCAGAAUUCAAAAGGCCUAUUAAGAUAGGAUUAAAGUUUUACAGACCUAGUAGUCCAUUUUCUCCAGCUUGAAGAUCUUCUAAUGGUGUGGCAAUUUGUAUUUCAAUAUCAUUGUAAAGAAAGACACUGUAUCGUGUUACAGAUGUAAAUACAAAACUGCCUUUUUUCCA
This is a messenger RNA of Crotalus tigris (Tiger rattlesnake), 1849 nucleotides long. RefSeq names its product translocase of inner mitochondrial membrane 17B (gene TIMM17B). NCBI's taxonomy places the organism in Eukaryota, Metazoa, Chordata, Lepidosauria, Squamata, Viperidae. Gene Ontology annotation, biological process: protein import into mitochondrial matrix. The transcript has 6 exons. Bases 123 to 641 code for a protein of 172 amino acids. The record is from RefSeq and is a predicted model, not a curated record. Gene Ontology annotation, molecular function: transmembrane protein transporter activity. Gene Ontology annotation, cellular component: TIM23 mitochondrial import inner membrane translocase complex; mitochondrial inner membrane.